This is a messenger RNA of Chara braunii, 2624 nucleotides long. Lineage: Eukaryota; Viridiplantae; Streptophyta; Charophyceae; Charales; Characeae. The record is from the annotation of a GenBank genome assembly.
CGGAGGUCCACAGUGGGGGGUUCGUUAACCCCUCCCCUUCCAUAUGUAUGCUAUAUUGGUGGGGGGGGGGGGGGGGGGGGUGGUGGGUGGUUUGGGGAUAGUGGGAUCGGGGGAGUGCGGGCGUUCAUGUCCAUUCGCGUGUCGUGGCUUCGAGGUUGCUGUCCUGCCGUGGUGGCGCGUUGGGUCCUUCCCUCUCCUGAAUUCAGCAAGGGUGGCGAGAAGAAGGGUGGUGGGGUGACGGAUGCACACCCGCCUCCCCGCGACCCUUCCCCUUUCGUUUGGCCGUCAGCAACGACCCCUACGACACCAUCUUAUCGACUGAAGGGCGAUGGAAUUGUCGUUGAACGGCUGGAUAGUGGUCCUUCCUUGCUGUCCACCCCUCGUCACACGUAUUUACAAGGAUGCGGGCGUCCUUGCCAAAUGCACGAUUGGACUCCAGACGCCCGAUUUACACUCGACGUCCCGCCGUCUCACCUUCACCUGCUUCUGCCUCCCCUCCGCGCUUGCUCUUCUCCGAGGAAGAAAGGUAGUCGUCGUGGCGGGUUCGCCAUCUUUGACGAUCCCCGCCUUGCGGCGGGUUCGCCACCUUCUGCGCGCAGUACUGCUCCCACAAGCCGCCACCUUCUGCGCGCAGUACUGCUCCCACAAGCCGCCGCCUUCAGCGCGCAUUCCGCACCCCACAACCCGCUGCCAAUCGUCGCCAUCAUCUCCGUCGUCAUCGUCGUCGUCAUUGUCUUCGUCGUCGUCGUCGUCGUCGUCGUCUUCGUUAUCUUGGUCGCCGUCGCCAUCGCCUUGGUCGUCGUCGCCAUCUUCGCCAUAUUUGAUUUUUUGUGCAUCACCAUCGUCGUCGUCUUCGCCGUCGUCGCUGUUGUCGCCAUCGUCGCCUUGGGGGCCAUCGUCGACAUCGUCGCCUUGGGGGCCAUCGUCGACAUCGUCGCCAUCAUCGUCAUCGCCGCCAUCGCAAUGGAGACUAUCUUUUUGAACGCAGGGCACCCUCCGCCCGUUCAUCGAAGCAUGGUCUUGCUUCAUACCACCAUCCCGCAACACAAAAUCGAGGACGAAACGGAGUUGAACGCUGCAAAGGAAAGGGCGCUGAAGGUGCAUACCAUCGCUUUGCGGGUGAUCCACGGGUGGGUCUUCAAGUCAGCGAGCAGGCAACGGGGGUACCAUGCUGCGUACGGGUACGCGUUGAACAACGCCGCCACUGACGUCGCUCGAGCCAUGUGGAUGGGGGAGGACUGGCGUAUCUGUGUGAGCCCCAUGGUCUUCCACACUACUCUGGACAUGGACAUGAAGUUGCCACUGUGGUUCGUCGGCGCGGACAUCAAGGAAAGGCACGAGGACGGCGAGUUGGCGUCGUAUCAGGAGGCGAGCAUCCAGAGACUGGUGGGGGCUUUCACGAGCGUCGUGAGCAUGGCGAAGGGGGUCGACGGCGGGCGGGUGUCCUAUGAAAGGUUGAAGAGCAUUGCCGACGCGAUGAGGAUCAUGUUCGCAGCGACCAUGUGGCUCAUGCGGAUGAGCGGGGACGAUCUUCGCGCGCAUUACGACGCGUGGCUUUUCAUCCAACUGACAGCGAAGCCAAUGCUCGUUGCAUCCAUGCAUCGCUCAUUCAACGCGCGUCGCCAUAUCCUGCAAGCAGCGACCGUCAUCACGGACAAGUUGGCGAGACCCCCUAGGACUUUGGAUCUGCGCUACCGAGAUAGAAACUGGGUGAGAAGCACGCGGAAGUGGCCUCCCAAGCUGGUAAAGGCCUUGGGAGCAUUCCUGGAUGUCAAACCAGUCUGAUUAAGAAAAAGGUGAAUAGGUGCAAAAGUCAGCCUUAGGCUACUCUUUCCUAUUGCCGUUGGCCCCCUCCCCCGCCCGUAACUCAUUUUGCCAAGUUUCUUUAACAUGUUUUUUUCAAGCGCCUUAGUAUACUCUACUUGUUCACCUGUGUCGGUUUGGGAUACGGUUCAAUCAAUGUACAGUUGAUUCUAAAAGUUUUUUCUCCCGGAAAUUGAGGCCCCGUUUAAUCAUCUAAUUUGUUUUGUUUUGUAGUGCUGGCUUAAUUCAAACUUCGUCACUUUGUAGUACCCAUCAACACCGCCGUUCGGUGUUUCCUUAGGGACCGAUUCACUCUGCCUAGAUUGACUGGAUGCAGAAACCCUUGAACUAUCGGGGAUCAUGUUUUUCACCUGGUUUUUUGUUACUCAUGCCAACAUUCUCACUCCCUAUAACUCCAGCUGUUUUCACAAACAGCCCUUUUCAACUUAAGGACAUUCGGCUACCGACCCUGAAGAUCAGUGGCAAACAAUAGCACUUUGUGUCCAGCAUGUCUUGCUUAGCGAUUGAUUGAUCAAGCAGGUAAACAAACCGAGCUGGGAACUUGGUCACUGAUUGGGCAAUGGACCUAUGAAUCAUUCCAGUUAACUGCCACACUCACUAACUAAAAGAUGUUUGGCAGGUGGGAAGGUAUAUGGCAGAGGUAUGGAAUGAGUGGACGGAAGGAUGGAUGUGAGUCAGGAAAAGGAUGCAUGUGAACUCGCAGAAGGAUUCAUGUGAACGGGGAGACGGCUGGACAUGAGUGGGAGACAACCAUUCACCACUGACAACCAGCAAUAAGCCCCGGAGCGCCAACGAACAUG